Laccaria bicolor S238N-H82 is the source of this 318-nucleotide messenger RNA. RefSeq lists its product as uncharacterized. The transcript has 5 exons. The record is from RefSeq and is a predicted model, not a curated record. Lineage: Eukaryota; Fungi; Basidiomycota; Agaricomycetes; Agaricales; Hydnangiaceae. Bases 1 to 318 code for a protein of 105 amino acids.
AUGAUGAGGUGUAUGGCGACUGGUCAUACGCUGUCAUGGGGUGUGCUGGGAGGCACACCGUUCAAGCGCAUGAGAGUGGACAAAUCUGGCCUAGACGCAGGCUCUUGUUCUGAUCUUCUUGCCCUCCUGAAAGAAUUCCACGCACCUGGAUUCUUACAUGCAAUCCUCGGGAUGCGCGUGCAAUUCCGGCGUGGAUUACACGUUUUCUUUCCCUUCCGCGUGUCUCUGUUCCUUUCCUCGAGUUUACUUCUUAUCUCCCUCACGUCCUCGUCAUUCUACGCUGCCACUCAGGAUGAAGCGCGGCGGCCUGCACAAUAA